Molecule: messenger RNA, 183 nt
Organism: Fulvia fulva
Lineage: Eukaryota; Fungi; Ascomycota; Dothideomycetes; Mycosphaerellales; Mycosphaerellaceae
Exons: 3
Coding region: 1-183 (60 amino acids)
Source: RefSeq, a predicted model, not a curated record
AUGCAUGGAUGCCAUUGCACUUUCUUCUUUGCUGCAGAUACUACCAGGCAGACGGAGGUUGAGCUGAGGAGGACACAGUCAUUACCGUUGCGCGUCGUCUCAGCCACAAGCAGUCUCACUCCUGCCCUUGUAUACAGCUCGGCCGUUGCAUUCAAGAGACUCAUGCUGCAUCGCACAACUUGA